UUCACUCCUGUGCACUUGACCUUCUAGCACUUUAAUCUGCCUCACGGUUUCUUUUUUUGUUUAUGUUUUUCAUUUAUUUGUAACUCCAGAUCUGCUGUAAUACAUGUGCUUGGGCCACUUGCCGAUAACCUUGACGACCUCAGUAAAGACCCCAGUCUGGCAGUAUGACCUCUCCUUAUGCAGCAGUACAGUUCUGCCCAGAGCGAGCCUUUCAACGAUUGAGAGAACCAGCAGCAGCCUGUCUCUCAUGGGCUGAAGGUUCUUUCCUGGCCUCCAUGUCACAAGGCCAGGGCUCUCAGGGUACAGAUAUCCUCGGACAAGACGUCCUCAACCAGCUGCUGGAGAUGCUGGACCAGUCUGCGCUACAUUCAAUGCAGCCUAUCGAGCUCAACUUUUCUGAGGGCUCUGCAGUUGGAUCAGCAUCCAAUACCAUACAGAUUAGUAUGGACUGCAUCACGAUGCGUGGGUCUGAGGAGCCCCUAACAGUGACUGAUGCUGAGGCCUUGUUGGUUUUCUCUGGGCGCGCAGGAGAAUUAGUUGGUUGUGGCUCCCCUCCCAGCAGAGGAAUGCAGUUGUCCGGUAGUAAAGAUGGGGAAAAAAAGGGAGAGACUGAGCAACGCUUUGCUUCUCUGGCCCUGAGGGAUUAUCUUUUCUCUUGA
This is a messenger RNA of Sinocyclocheilus rhinocerous, 659 nucleotides long. RefSeq names its product tumor protein 63-like. The transcript is spliced from 4 exons. The coding region runs from base 165 to 659 and encodes 164 amino acids. NCBI's taxonomy places the organism in Eukaryota, Metazoa, Chordata, Actinopteri, Cypriniformes, Cyprinidae. The record is from RefSeq and is a predicted model, not a curated record.